Messenger RNA from Closterium sp. Yama58-4, 750 nucleotides. The record is from the annotation of a GenBank genome assembly. Lineage: Eukaryota; Viridiplantae; Streptophyta; Zygnematophyceae; Desmidiales; Closteriaceae.
AUGAUGGCGCCCGGCGCGCACAAGCCAGGCCACCACCGGCAGCUCACAGCGCAGCAGCAGCUGCCGGGCGGGCAGCAGCCGCACGGCUGCGACGUGGUGUCGCGCCUCCUCGCGCCGUUCGCCGUGCUGCUCCUCCUCGCCGCCCUCCUCGCCUACCUCGCCCUCUCCCACGCGCAGCCCCCCCCGCCCGCGCUGCUCCUCGCCUCCACCAGCCGCCCGCCGCCCGCCGUGUCGCGGCGGGACGAGGAGGCGGGCGGCACGAUGCGGUUCGACGGGGCGGCGAGGGUGGUGCGGCUGGCCGUGGGUGUGAGGGAGGGAGGCGGGGGUGGGGGCGACGGGAAAGGGGCGGAUGCGAGGCAGGACGCGCGCGGGUGGAUGAUUGACCCGCUUGCUGCAGCGGUGGCCGCUGGGCUGAAAGGGGGUGCCACAUCAUGCCUCAUGACGCAUGUCGGGGAGGUGCUACCUGAGAAGAUUCGUGGAAACCACCGGCACCACGACUACAACGAGACGCUGGUGCUGUGGGGGGCGAGAAUGAGAGUGCGGAACGAGAACCGUGACGUGGCAAAGGGCUUCGCUGAGGUCAUUUUGACAGCGGAUGACGUGGCAGUGAUGGCGUGUCCAGCCAUGAGCGCGCAUGCAGUGGUGAACAUCGACACCUCUCGCUCGGCGUACCUCAUGGCGUGCCAGGAUGGCCUGCAUGACCCCAACGACCCUCGCUCUGACUAUGCUGUCUGGUCCGACCUUGUGUGA